Messenger RNA from Lasiosphaeria miniovina, 1653 nucleotides. RefSeq lists its product as uncharacterized. NCBI's taxonomy places the organism in Eukaryota, Fungi, Ascomycota, Sordariomycetes, Sordariales, Lasiosphaeriaceae. The transcript is spliced from 2 exons. The annotation marks the transcript as partial. The record is from RefSeq and is a predicted model, not a curated record. Gene Ontology annotation, cellular component: ubiquitin ligase complex; cytoplasm. Gene Ontology annotation, molecular function: ubiquitin protein ligase activity; ubiquitin conjugating enzyme binding; zinc ion binding. Gene Ontology annotation, biological process: protein polyubiquitination; ubiquitin-dependent protein catabolic process; positive regulation of proteasomal ubiquitin-dependent protein catabolic process.
GAGCUGGACCUGUCGCGGUACGCGCCGCCAGAGGCUCUGACCAGGCUGCCCGAGGAAGCCGAAGAGGCCAUCAUUCUAGUGGUGCAGUCAUCGAUAGAAAACAUCCAGCAACAGGUCGAGGCCGAGAAGCAGCGGGCGGACGAAGCGGCGGCUGCUGCUGCCGCCGCCGCCGAAGAAGCAGAGGCCGCCCGGCGGGCCGAGGAAGAAGCCGCAGCACAGCAGGGGAAGGGCAAAGGCCGGGCAGAAUACCCCGACGACCAAUGCGUGUCGUGCCUCGAGGACAUCACCCCCAAGGACGGAGUCAAAACGGUAUGUCACUACUACUGCGCCGAGUGCUUUGAGCGGCUCAUCGAGGUCACGCUCACGAGCGAGGCGCAGUGGCCGCCAAAGUGCUGCCUGAACCCAAUACCCUUCCGGACCAUCGCACGGCAUGUCGGUGACGAGCUCCUGCAGCAAUACAAGGACAAAGACGAGGAGUACAAGGUGCCGGUAGAGAACCGCAUCUACUGCAGCGAGCCGGACUGCGGAGAGUGGGUGCGCAAAGUCGACCAGGCCCGCAAAACGGCGCGGUGCUCCAAGGGACACACCAUGUGCCUACUAUGCCGGGGCGCGCCUCACGACACGGCCGAGGCAUGCCCGCAGGACCGCGACCGGCUACUUACGGACCAGCUGGCGGAAGAGGAGGGGUGGAGGCGCUGCAUACGAUGCAGCGUGCUAGUCGAGCACCGCGAAGCCUGCCAGCACAUGACGUGCAGGUGCGGAGCAGAGUUUUGCUACGUCUGCGGUGCAGCCUGGUGUACAUGUGCCUGCAACAUCGCCAUGUUGAACGAGAUCAAGCAGCGCGCAGCGCAGCGGAGGCAGGUGCGCGAGGAGGCACAGGCGGCCGAAGACGCGUGGCUGGCUAAGGCGCUGGAGCUGAUCGCGAACCUCGAGCGCGAGGAGCGCCGCAAGGCCGCCGAGGCUAGAGCCGCCGAGGAAGCGGAGCGCCUGCACCGCGAGGAGGUUAGGCUGGCGGCGCUCGAGCCUAAGUACAAAGGGCUGCGCAUCAGCCUGGCCGAGCUUGAGCUCUUCCAGCGCAUCUCGCUGUUCUCGGCCCAGGACAGCGAGCUAGUAGCGUGCACUGCGGGCGCGGCCGAGGAGCGCGCCGCGCAAACACAGAAGCACGAGGCCGAGCGGGCGGAGCUGCGGGCGGCGGCGGCGGCCGAUAUCCGGAGCCGCGAGCUCGAGUGGGAGAAAGACUACCGCGUGCGUGCGGCUUGGGAGAAGCAGCUCGAGCAAGAGUACGCAGCAGCACUGCGGACAUUCUGGGCAGACAAGGUCGGCGGGCACGUGCGGCUGGAGCAGGCGAUGCGAGACUACAUGCGCAAGAACGACGGGCGCAUGGACGCGUGGCGCAGAUGGAAGUCGGACGAGCUGGAGCGGUUCCGGUACGUGGCCGAGGACGAGCUGGCGGUGCGCGAGGAGCUCAUGGACGCGGCGAGCGAGCGGCAGGCCGAGAAGCUGGCGGCCCGCGAGACGGAGCUCAUCCGCAGGCACAUGGCCGAGCGCAAGUGGUACGACCUCGUCGUUGCCGAGCGCGAGCGGCUGCUGGCCGAGAUGGAGGUGGUCGAGAGGGAGACUGGUGGAGAGGCUCUCCUCGGCAAAGGAAGCGAG